GCCCGGUCGCCGCAGCAACCGAGCCGCGCUCUGUCCUCGCGUCCAGACUAGCUCUAGGCCGCAGAGCUGGCGACCCAGGGGGAAUCGCAGAGUCCCGAAAGCCUGAAUUACACCUCUCUGUCAAGUGAGUGCGCUUCCUCCGAGGCCGCUAGGGAAGGGCGCCUUUACUGGAGCGGAUGGACCCGGAGCCAGCCGCAGCGUCCCCCCCCGGGCCGAGUCUGUCGUUGGUUCACUGUCGCUAUCGCUCCGGAGUUGUUUCCGUUUGCGGUGCCUGACCCUAGCCACUGCAGAGGUUCCUGCUCGCCCACGUAACCCAGAGUUUUGGAUGUGGAAACGUCACCCCUUUAGUUAGAGAAUAUUUGAUUAGUUUCUGUAAUCACAUAGACAAGGCCUUACAUAUUUAGUAGAGUGAAACUACCCCAGUACAAAUGGAAAGAAAAUUAAGCUCAAUGUGUCUGGACUGCUGAUUUCUGCACAGUGUCAACUCAACACGCAUCGUCAGAAGUGUAUAGGAUAGAGUUUAUAUUUCCAAAUGGAGACAAGUAUGUCCAUAGUCCCCAUUUCAGAGCUUCCCUUCCUGGAUAGAUGGUGACUGCACUAGAACACAAUCUGGGAGCUAUGAGAGAAACGGAAUGGGCAUCCAUACCACGCCUAACGGAAUUGUCUACACAGGAAGCUGGAAAGAUGACAAGAUGAAUGGCUUUGGAAGACUUGAGCAUUUUUCAGGAGCUGUGUAUGAAGGACAAUUUAAGGACAAUAUGUUUCAUGGACUUGGAACUUACACAUUCCCAUCUGGGGCAAAAUAUACUGGAAAUUUCAAUGAAAAUAGAGUGGAAGGUGAGGGAGAAUACACCGAUAUCCAAGGCCUGCAGUGGAGCGGCACCUUCCACUUCACGGCGGCCCCUGGCCUGAGGCUGAAGCUGUACAUGUAGACCCGCUGCACUGGGGCUGGGGUGUGGCCCCGGAGAGCCUCCGGCGGAAGCCUCCCGCCCCGCUCUGUAAGCUUACCAAUAAACUGCGCUCACCCGUGCUUCUCUGAA
Meriones unguiculatus (Mongolian gerbil) is the source of this 1040-nucleotide messenger RNA. It is a transcript of the gene Morn2, whose product is annotated as MORN repeat containing 2. The transcript is spliced from 5 exons. Bases 633 to 932 code for a protein of 99 amino acids. NCBI's taxonomy places the organism in Eukaryota, Metazoa, Chordata, Mammalia, Rodentia, Muridae. The record is from RefSeq and is a predicted model, not a curated record.